Messenger RNA from Pygocentrus nattereri (red-bellied piranha), 1324 nucleotides. It is a transcript of the gene dram2a, whose product is annotated as DNA damage-regulated autophagy modulator protein 2. The record is from RefSeq and is a predicted model, not a curated record. Gene Ontology annotation, biological process: photoreceptor cell maintenance; regulation of autophagy. Gene Ontology annotation, cellular component: lysosome. Bases 102 to 923 code for a protein of 273 amino acids. Lineage: Eukaryota; Metazoa; Chordata; Actinopteri; Characiformes; Serrasalmidae. The transcript is spliced from 7 exons.
UAAAGCUGUGUUGGCUGCUCUCCCUCACUGUUCAUUGUUUGUGUGUGUGUGUGUGUGUGUGUGUGUGAGUGAUAUGUAGCUGUGUGCAUCGGUGUGUGAGUAUGUGGUGGUUCCGGAGAGGUCUGUCUGUCCUGCCCGUGGUUUUGAUCUCUUGGUCGUGUGGGACGCUGGUUCUGACCUACACCAUGUCCGUCUUGCUGGACCACACUGACCUGCUGCUGCCGUACAUCAGUGAUACGGGCACUGAGGUUCCAGAGCGCUGUGUCUUCGGGUUCAUGCUCUGCAUCUCAGCGUUUCUCGGUGUGUGUACGGUGUAUGUGCGCUAUAAGCAGGUCCAGGCUCUGAUCUCAGCGUUCACUGAGUUCAGUCUGCAGACGCUCAACUAUGUGGGAUUUCUGCUCGGAGUGUUCAGCUCUGUGGGGAUUUGUGUGGUCGCCAACUUUCAGAAAACAGAUAUGAUGUCUAUGCAUCUGUUUGGGGCGGGGAUGACCUUUGGCCCCGGAGCACUUUACAUCCUCGUGCAGACGGGACUGUCGUACCGCAUGCAGCCACGUUUCCAUGGCACCGACAUCCUGUGGGCGCGCACAGCUAUCGGGGUUUGGUGCCUCAUCAGCAUCAUCAUCUUGUUCGUGUCGUCUUUGAUGAUGUAUGAUGAGAUGCCUGGAGUGGAGGUGGCCACGAAGCUACACUGGAGUCCCGGAGAGAAAGGUUACCUGGCUCACCAGGUGAGUGCGGGGGCAGAGUGGUCCCUGGGCUUGUCCUUCAUCUGUUUCUUCUUCACCUACAUUCGAGACUUCCAGAAAAUUUCUCUGCGAGUUCAGCCGAUUCUGCAGUGUAAUCACCUGUAUAGCUACCCCCUGUAUGAGGACAGAGAGCCCAUCCACCACGGAGAACACUCACCACUGCUGGCGGGGAACAUCUGACCACACACACAGCCCCUAGUGACGUGGAUGAAGGAGUGCAAUCAGCAUUGGACGUUUACUCACCAUGAGGAAAUGCUGCAGUCUGAUAAAACAUCUCUCAGGAAGUAACAGUACAGCACUAGUCAAGUGUGGACACGCCUGCUCUGAACGGAGAUGUGCUUACUUACGUUAUCGUUUUCCUGGAAAGUCUUUCCUUAAUUUAGCAUUUUACUUUUUUCCAAAAGGGUUUUUUCUUUAUUUCUUUGUUUCUUUAUUUCUUUGUCCUUUGUUUUCCGAAUGAAUCUUCACAUGAUUGUUUUCCAGCCUCUCUUUGUGCCUCGCAGGUAAACAAAGCUGUCACUGUGCCUUUAAGAGUGACAUAUGUAAAUGAGCUCUGUUCUGAUUAUCUGAUAUUGUACCUC